This is a messenger RNA of Sardina pilchardus (European sardine), 2112 nucleotides long. Its product is annotated as receptor activity-modifying protein 1-like. Gene Ontology annotation, cellular component: cell surface; signaling receptor complex; membrane. The record is from RefSeq and is a predicted model, not a curated record. The transcript has 8 exons. Bases 226 to 819 code for a protein of 197 amino acids. Gene Ontology annotation, molecular function: coreceptor activity. NCBI's taxonomy places the organism in Eukaryota, Metazoa, Chordata, Actinopteri, Clupeiformes, Clupeidae. Gene Ontology annotation, biological process: intracellular protein transport; cellular response to hormone stimulus; regulation of G protein-coupled receptor signaling pathway.
CGUCGCGUGUCAGAUAAGGAAGGGCCGCCGUACCUACUCACUUCAUUUAGUCAGUAAAUGCCGAGUUGACAGGUAGAGUGGACUACAGUAUAAUGCCGAAGACCAUGGUCGCAGUGAAGUGAGAUGUUCGAUCGAUGGUGCCGUUAAGGUGAGAGUGAGAGUGUUCUCACUAAUGAAAACCUGACUAAUGCUGUAACAACUGAGCAAUAUCAUGAUAACAUUACAAUGCCUCCCCAAGUGCCUACCCUUAAUGUGACUCUUCUGUCUGGCCACACCCUGCCAACAAAAGUGUCACAAGGAGACAAUGAAACUUCCCACAGCCUCCCACACAAUGCCCAUAGCAACACAACUCUGCAAAUCAACGAGACGCUGCUGUUCGAUAACACUACAGAAGCCAACAUCACGUAUGAAGACAACGAGUCCUUUCAGGAUCAGGAGAAGAACCAUCCCGGCUGGCACUGCAACGCUGAACAGCUGGAGUUGUACAGCCAUAUGUACUGUGGAAGUUACUUCCAUAAUCACAUGGUCUCUGUCCCAGAGCAGACAUGGUGUGACUGGGAAGAUAUCAAGAUACACUACAACGAAGUAAGCGAGUGCAUGGAGAAAGUGGCUAAUGCGCUACAAUGCUACUACCCCAACCAGCACACGCAGGAGUUCUUCGUGGGCAUCCACCAGACGUACUUCCACGCGUGCCCGGAGGAGGAGGAGGUCCCCUGGGACGCGCCGCCCGGGCUGGUGCUGGCGCUCACUCUGCUGCCCGUUAGCCUCAUCCCCGUCCUCGUCUUCAUGGUGGUGUGGAAGAACAACGCGCGGGAGUAGCCUAGCCUAGCCUAGCCUAGCUUAGCCUAGCCUGGCCUAGCUUAGCGUAGCGGCCUAACACGUGCUGAGUAGUGUUAGUGGAAGUGAAUCUGAGGGGUCCAAAAUGUCACAAUGCACUACUGAACUAGCUGUCCGUCAAGUAUUGAAACGGCAAUACCAUAUUUUAGGAUAAAAUGAGUUAUAUUUUCUGAUACAGUUAGGUCAACCUGGAUGAGUUCAUGCUGCAUCUUAUAACGCCUUGGGUUUGAUUCAGUUUUCUCUGUAGCAUAGGUAGGUCUACAUAACUUAUACUCUCCAGUGUUUCACAUUUGUGACCCUGUAAAGCGGAACCAGUCGUUUCGGUAAAAUUUAGUAAAUUAAGUUAUUGUGCUCACGUGAACGGCCAUAAACUAAGCUUUCCAACGAUAUGUAUAUUGAGGGUAUUACACAAACUAUCGCUAAGAUAACCGCAUCCAAAGUUGACAUGGUUCUCCUGUCAUGAUAUGCCAGAAGAGGAGAAAUCACCUGUUUAAGCAGCGCGUGCACAACGGGAAUGACAGCAAAUGUGUUGAAUCUUCGCCGGGUUUAACAGUCAAAACGUAGGUUUUUCAGUGAAAUGCGUUCACGAUAUGAAACUGUAGACUGUAUACAGCCGAAUUAUGCGAAAACGUGAAAUUCAACAUUUUAACCCGGAAGUUUGUUAUUGUUGAUUUUCUCAAAAUAACGAUGUGCGCAAAACAACUGAUUUCGCUGUGAAUGGUCACAUUUGAGCUACGUGUUUGCCUGCUGUCUUGUGCAAGCAUCUGACUACAUUUUAUGUGACCAUGUUUGAUUGUUUUUUUUUUUUUUGUCAUUUUAUUUGUAAGGGACCAUGUACAGUUUUUUAACAUUAAUAAAUGUUUCCAUUUGAUGCACUGUACCAGAGUUAGCCUUAGGCUAAUUUACAUCCGUAGUCCCCCUGGCAGGGCACAAUUACACAUGUACAGCAGACAAACAAAGAGGUAAGGUAAAAGCUAUAUCUGUGUAAGCCAACAGCAUUAUAUGCAAGAGAAGGGUAUAGGUGGAGUAAUAGUACUAUGUUUUGGGUGCAGUGUAUAAGAGGUAUAAUGUUAGAAGCAAUACUGUUGAACAAAGAAGGAUCCUUGUAUUAAUUGUUAUACCGGAAAAGGUUAACUAAUGGGUUAUUUUUGUAUAUUAAAUAAGCAUUUUUUUUUUAUCAUAUGCAAAAUUGCCUGUUAUAGGGAACACACACAAAUGUCUGUGGUUAUGUUUGGCUUUUAAGACUGACAUUAAACAGUAUUCUGCUGUAGCCUA